This is a messenger RNA of Microplitis demolitor, 1880 nucleotides long. RefSeq lists its product as uncharacterized. The coding region runs from base 320 to 1564 and encodes 414 amino acids. Gene Ontology annotation, biological process: regulation of DNA-templated transcription. The transcript has 5 exons. The record is from RefSeq and is a predicted model, not a curated record. Gene Ontology annotation, molecular function: transcription coregulator activity. Lineage: Eukaryota; Metazoa; Arthropoda; Insecta; Hymenoptera; Braconidae.
CACGUGACAUUGAAUUUUAAAAAAUUUUUAUCAUUCAAACAAUUAAUAUUCACCCAGUAAUCACAGUAUUUUUGAAUUAAAUUUUUUUUAAAACGAGAGAAAUUCUUUUAGAUAAAUUUCUAUUUUAUUCGGCCCUUGGCGCCACUUUCAAAACACACAUGAUAUACAAAUAUAUAGUAUAUUAUUUUUUAAUAAUAUUGUUGGUUAUGUUUCGUGUUCAAUUAAUGUUAAGUGCGCGGCUCAAUAACAAUUAAUUAAUAAGCAAUCAUCAAAAACAAAAAUUAUUAAAUUAACAAAUCAAGUAAACGUUCUAUCGAAAAUGGCAAGCAAAGAUGACGGUUACUGGGUCACUCCUCUAUUUAGAGAAGGAAUGAUAAUAAAAAUUGACGAAGUGAUGCAGAAAAGCUGUGGAGUUGCAUUGCUCAGCACCAGCACCAAGACAGAGGAUUUAAUUUUCUCCCAGUCGACGUCCAAAGAUGAAUAUUCAAAGUUCAUUGACUUGUUGAUCACAUGCAUUGAGAAAAAAAACUUCGAUGAAAUCACUGAACCCUGUGGAUCGUUGUCCCUUAAUGGGACCGUAGAUUUUAUUAAAAAUAUGAUUUACGUCCAUGAUUUUUACGAUAUUCAGAAUUUUAUUGACAAUGUGCCAGCAAUACCAUCCUCGAGUCAUAAUUCAGCUACUGAGACUCUUGAAAUCCAAGAAAAUAAUAUACCUAAAAAUAGUGAUCAGCCUACUGUUACAAACGGUACCAACUAUAAGAAUACAAAUUCAGUAUCAAAAUUAUCAACGGACUCUUCCGACGAUGAUGAUUUUCAAUUUUAUUCUCAAAAAAGUCCGGCAAUUAUAAAUACCAGGACAACAACAGAACCUUCGCCUUCAAAAUCUGAUCAGAAUGACAAGAACAGAAAACCUGAUCAAGAAAACAUUGAAGAUCUCAGCACACAAAUAGAAAUUGAGGAGAUUGAAUUGAUAGAUCCCGGGGACGAGCCUUCUCAAGAAGUCCACCAACAAAAUCCCAUCAACGCAAUCGGCGAAGAACGUGGAAUCAUGGAGUUUAUGGCUCAGAAGCUCGACUCGAUAGAAAAUACCAUGAAAUUGUACACUGAUGAUCUAGGGCAAAUAAUAAUACAUAACAUAAAUGGUAACGUUAACAUUAAAUUCGAUGAAUACAAAAACAGUUUGGACACAGUGAGGAGAAAAUUAGACAAACAAACAAAGAGGCUGGAUCGCAUUGAAAAAGAACUAAAGUUGCGGUAUCUCGUAAUCUACGGAGUAGCGGAAAAUGAGAGAAAUAGUCGGCAAUUAGAAAAAACAAUUGUAAAUAUUAUUAAUAAGGAAGUUAAAGUUAAUUUAGAUCCUAGUGAAAUUGAUUCCGUGCGACGCAUUGGCAAGGAUAUAAAGAAGCCCAGGCCAGUCGUCCUCGGGUUGACGACACUGAGAAAAAAAAUGCUGAUUAUGAGAAAGAGAAAAUUAUUAAAAUACUCAAAGGUGUCUAUUGAGAACGAUUUUGUUCAAAAUUCAGAACAAAGUCGCCGUGGUAAAGAUUUAUCUCUACUAUUAUAAACUAAUAGCUCAAUAUUAUAGCGAUAGAUAUAAAUUAUAUAUUAAAGAAUAAAAGGCUGAAUAAGUAAACGACCAAAUGUGCUCAGGGAUACUUUAAUGUUUAUUUAUAAUUAUAAUUAAUUGAUAAUUAUAAAUAAAUAUAUAUAUAUAUAUAUAUAUAUAUAUAUAUAGUUAUAGAUAAUUAAUCAAAAGGCCGUUUGAUUUUUGUUUUAGUUCUCAUUUAAUAUAUAAAUUAUGGUCCACUCAGCUUAAUGCAAUUUAAAUUUAUUUUAUUGAUAUAUAUGUGUAUUAAUUUGCAAGCUAUUAUUAAUUAAUU